Pipistrellus kuhlii (Kuhl's pipistrelle) is the source of this 1267-nucleotide messenger RNA. RefSeq names its product protein phosphatase 1 regulatory subunit 27 (gene PPP1R27). The coding region runs from base 701 to 1165 and encodes 154 amino acids. The transcript has 3 exons. Gene Ontology annotation, molecular function: phosphatase binding. NCBI's taxonomy places the organism in Eukaryota, Metazoa, Chordata, Mammalia, Chiroptera, Vespertilionidae. The record is from RefSeq and is a predicted model, not a curated record.
ACUGGGGAACGAGCCAGCAACCUGGGCAUGGGCCCUGACCAGGAAUGGAACCAUGUCUCCUGAUUCAUAGGUCAAAGCUCAGCCACUGAGCCACCCGGCCGGGUGGGCAUUUAACCCAGGAGGUUCCCAGGCAAGAGGGCAGUGCCAUGGAGGCCCACGUUUUGGUAAAAGAGCCAAGAGUGACAGCCACCACGGGAGGGGAGGGGAGGGCGAGGGUCGGGCGGGGCCUUCCCAGGCAGCCCCAGCUUUGUGGGCGGUGGAGCCAGCCUCGCCCUCACCUCCCCGCGUCCAGGCCGGGCCCCUGGCGCCUGGCGCCGGCCCACAGGCCUUGUCCUUGCGGUGUCCUCUGGAAGGCACCUUUCGGCCCGUGGUGGAGCUGGGUGCGAGGGCCAGGAAGGAUCUGACCCCUUUGGCCGGGCGCGGCGACAGGUGGGCUGAAAGACGAGCCGAGAACUCGAUCUGUGCCGAUCUGAGCGCGGGGUGGCCAGCGGCUCAGUUUCAGCUCUCACGGGGGAGCGUGACCGGCAGCUUUAUAUAGCUCCGCGGCCGGCCGGCGGGAGGCGUCCUUGCAGAGGGAGCAUCGGAGCAUCCAUCGCCGUCGGCCGGAAGCCCCGCUCGGCUCGGAGACCCUGCCCGCUGCGCUGGGCGCAGGCCUCCCCAGAGCAGGCCCCCACAGGGGAGGCCCCCCGCUGCCCCCGAGAUGCCCAGCAGGACGGUCCGCUAUGUGGCCUACAGCCCCCGGCAGCGGCGCCGCCGGAUGCUGGCCCAGCGCAGCGUGCGCUUCCCCAACGACGUGCUGUUCCUGGACCACAUCCGCCAGGGCGACCUGGAGCAGGUGGGGCGCUUCAUCCGGGCCCGCAAGGUGGCCCUGGACACGCUCUACCCCUCAGGCCUGGCAGCUCUGCACGCGGCAGUCCUGUCUGGGAACCUGGAGUGCGUGAAGCUGCUGGUCAGAUACGGGGCAGACAUCCACCAGCGCGACGAGACGGGCUGGACGCCCCUGCACAUCGCCUGCAGCGACGGGUACCCCGACAUCGCCAGGUUCCUCCUCUCCCGGGGAGCCGACCGGAAGGCGGCCAACGACGACGGCGACCUGCCCGCCGACCUCAUCGACCCCGACUUCCAGGACUUGGUGGAGCUCUUCCAGGGCGCCGGGGUGGGCUAGCCGCCCGCCCCGGCCCCGCCCCGCCCCGCCCCGCCCCGGCCUGGCCUUUCCUCCAGGCGCGUUUUGUACGGUGACACUUUGUACUUUUUCAAUAAACGUGAC